Messenger RNA from Antrostomus carolinensis (chuck-will's-widow), 414 nucleotides. It is a transcript of the gene INSL5, whose product is annotated as insulin like 5. Gene Ontology annotation, biological process: positive regulation of feeding behavior. Gene Ontology annotation, molecular function: hormone activity; G protein-coupled receptor binding. The coding region runs from base 1 to 414 and encodes 137 amino acids. Lineage: Eukaryota; Metazoa; Chordata; Aves; Caprimulgiformes; Caprimulgidae. The transcript has 2 exons. The record is from RefSeq and is a predicted model, not a curated record. Gene Ontology annotation, cellular component: extracellular region.
AUGAGGGGCUCGGUGCUGGCACUGGCUUUGCUCUCCCUCCUGAUCACCACAGGUGAAGUGAGAGGUGAAGGAAACACCGUGAAGCUCUGCGGGAGAGACUUCGUCAGAGCCGUCGUCUUCACCUGCGGCGGCUCUCGGUGGAGAAGGCAUUUGAGUGAUUAUCACUACCUGUUUGAGAGUGACAACCCGCUGCCUUUCCCACAAGAGAACAACGAUUAUGCCGACUCCUCGAUGUACACAGACCAGAGGCUGGAGACUGACAGCCAAGAAAUCCACGUCCAGCCUGAGACAGAGCGAGACUUGCAACGCACCAGGAAAACAUCCACGCUAGAAAAGCGCGAAGCAGCCAAGCUGCUGACCACAUCCUGCUGCAGCAUCGGCUGCAGCGAGAGAGAGAUCAGUUCCCUGUGCUAA